Molecule: messenger RNA, 1460 nt
Organism: Canariomyces notabilis
Lineage: Eukaryota; Fungi; Ascomycota; Sordariomycetes; Sordariales; Chaetomiaceae
Product: aldose epimerase-like protein
Exons: 4
Coding region: 92-1237 (381 amino acids)
Biological process (GO): beta-D-galactose catabolic process via UDP-galactose, Leloir pathway; glucose metabolic process
Molecular function (GO): aldose 1-epimerase activity; carbohydrate binding
Source: RefSeq, a predicted model, not a curated record
GGAGAUUCUGACCUUGCGGCUGUGAGCGUCUGUACUUAUGUCGGGUGUAGCCCACACGGAUUCCACCAAGUCAAGCGCCGAAUAGAAGAAUAUGAAGCUGAGUGCGUUAUUCUUUGCCGCGGUGGCGGAGGCGGCCGCCAUUGCUGUCCCUGAGCCCGGCGCCGACGGACGAUACACGAUUUCAGCCGAGGGCAUCAAGGCACAGUUCAUCCCUUACGGGGCAACCCUGACGAACCUCUUCGUCAAAGAUAAAAAUGGCAAGGACAUUGACGUUGUGCUUGGCUACGACGAUGUCGACUACUACCCCAAGGACCCCGGCCACCCGGUUUACAACGCCAUUCCGGGCCGGUACGCCAACCGCAUCGGCAACGGGCAGUAUACCAUCGACGGCGUGACGUACCAGACGCAAAAGAACGACGGACCAAACACGCUGCACAGCGGCACCAACAACUGGUCGUUCCGUUUCUGGAACGUGACGGCCGUCACGGCCGACUCCAUCACCUUCUCCCUCCUCGACAGAUCCAACUCGUCGCAGGGGAUGGUGGGCGACGUAUCAGCCAGCGUAACGUACAGCGUGCGCGCCAACGCCACCUGGCACAUCAGCAUGACGGCGGCCUCGCCCCAGCAAAAGACCCCCCUCAUGCUGACGCAGCACACCUACUUCAACCUCGACGCCUACCGGGACCCGGCCACCUCGCUCAUCUGGGACCACACCUUGCACCUGCCCUACUCGGCGCGGUACCUCGAGGCGGACCAGAACGCGCUGCCGACGGGCAAGAUCCUGACGGCGGCACCAGGGUCCAUCAACGACUUCGCCUCCAAGCCCGGGUUGCUGUUCGGCCACUCACGCAACGCCACCGGGUUCCAGGGCAACUGCGGCGCCAACGGCGCCUGUGAAGGGUACAACGGCUACUGGCUGAUCGAGGACAAGCCCAGCAACGACGCCGUCGUGGUGACGCUCGCGAGUGAGUUCUCGGGCGUCAAGGCCGAGCUCAGGACCGACCAGCCCGGAGUGGUGCUCUACUCGUGCUCGUGGAUGGACGGUAGUGCGGGGCUCAAGUCGACGCAGGGCUUGAAGAGCGACCAAAAGGUUGUCAAGAGCUCGUGUGUUGCCAUUGAGGCGCAGGAUUAUCCCGAUGGGAUUAACCGUCCCGAGUGGAACCGGACUAGCUACCAGAUCUUUGGACCUGGCCAGACGUACAACUGGGAGAGCUCAUGGACGUUUGGUCUGCUUUGAGGGUUAGGGUCUUGUUCGCGGACUGUCUCGUCGCGUUAGUGAGGAAAAGUGGCAAGCCUGAUGUGGUAGGUACAAGUGUACAAUACCUUGCUACCUACUUGGUACCUACCUUAUAAAGCCGAAUAUGCCUCUGCCAAUAUGAAGAGCGCACUUCAGGUCACUUGGUUCCGCUGGAUGAAUGUGCCGGCAGUCAAAAUAGAGUUUUCUCCGGCUCUGAAACGAG